AUGCGUUCAUUACAUCUUCUAGCAUCCUCGACUUUGGCGUUGCUAGCCAAAGCUGCCCAAAAUAGCGACUGUUCGGCCGACCUCGACUCCUUGAAUGUCACAAACAUCGAUGAUGUUCGAGGUAACCUGCACUUGACCGCCACCACACAGAGUGGCAUGAACAUCAUCUGGAGCAGUAGCAACGAAUCUGUUGUUUCCAGUGAUGGCGUUGUCAAAAGACAGAACACCACCACAGAAGUUCAGUUGACUGCAACAAUUGAUUGCAAUGGGUCACCAGCAAGCCGACAAUUCUCCGCCUCUGUUCGUCAGGCUGCUAAGAUUGGUGCAUUCGAAGGCUAUGCUUUCGCAUAUUUCACCAACAACUCUCAAUCUGGCGAGAACGUCUAUUUCGCAGCUACUAACGGCAACAAUGCCUUGUCCUGGACAGAACUCAAUGGUGCACAACCUGUUCUCAAGUCGAUUUUUGGCACAACUGGACUACGCGAUCCGUUCAUUCUUCGCUCUCAUGAGGGCGAUACUUUCUACCUCAUCGCUACUGACCUGUCUAUCGGAUCUGGAACUUCAUGGGGUGAUGCAGUCAAAUUCGGAAGUCGUUAUCUUGAGGUCUGGGAAUCUCACGACCUUAAGACCUGGUCUGAACAGCGCCAUGUACUGGUUUCACCUGCUGAAGCUGGAAACACGUGGGCACCUGAAGCUUACUACGAUGAAGAUAUGGGUGCUUACGUCGUUUUCUGGGCUUCUUCUCUGUACAACUCUACGGAUGUUAAUCGUGUCGAGCCGACUUAUCACCGUAUGUUGUAUGCAACUACACGAGAUUUUGUUACGUUCAGUGAGCCGCAAAUUUGGCAAGAUGUCGGUAUGUCACGUAUUGACUCCACUGUCCUCAAGUCAGGUGACGUCUACUACCGCUUCACCAAGGACGAAGGGGCUGGCGAGACUGGAUGUACCGAUAUAAUUCAAGAGAAGUCAACAUCACUCAGAGCGAUGGCAGAUUCCUGGGCCAUCGUCGAUACCUGCAUUGGAAAGAAGGCUGGCACACAGGGUGUCGAAGGUCCAACAGCAUUCAAGUCCACCCCCGGCGAUGUCAAUGGCGAUAACUUCUACUUGUUCGUUGACGAGUUUACUGGUCGAGGCUACAUUCCUCUCCAGACCAAAGACAUUGCGAACCCCGACUGGACAGUUCCAGCAUCGUAUAAGCUACCUCCUAGCCCUAGGCACGGAACUGUUCUGCCUAUCACUGCUGCUGAGCUCGCUAGCUUGACGGCGAAUACAGCUGACACUUCUUCGAUUGCUAGUCGUACAACUAGGGGCUCACCGGUACUCAAGGGCUACUUCGCUGACCCAAACAUUGCUGUGUUCAACAAGACAUACUAUAUCUAUGCCACUACUGACGGCUUCCCUGGCUGGGGUGGCCAGGUAUUCUAUGCCUGGAGCUCGCCAGAUCUCGUAAACUGGACUCGUAGUGAAGAGCCGUUCCUGACCCUGAAUGGCACCAACGGCAAUGUUCCAUGGGCGACUGGCAACGCUUGGGCUCCCACGAUCAUCGAAAGAUAUGGAAAAUAUUACUUCUACUUCAGUGGACAGAACCCCACCUAUGAUAGGAAGACCAUCGGUGUCGCUAUCGCAGACUCGCCCUCUGGUCCUUUCACUGCAGAGCCCAUCGCCAUGAUCCUGAACAAUGAGCGUCUCACCACAGGCCAAGCUAUCGACUCUGAUGCCUUCUUAGAUCCUGUCAGUGGUAAAUACUACUUACUCUGGGGCAAUGGCAGUCCGCUCCUCGCUGAAUUGAACGACAACAUGACAUCAAUAAACUGGUCUACAGCGCAAGAUAUCACCGGUCUGGUUGACUUCCGCGAAGGCCUUUUUAUCAACUAUCGCAACGGCUUAUAUCACAUCACCUACUCUAUUGAUGACACAGGUUCCGAGAACUACCGCGUUGGCUAUGCGACCUCUACUUCUAUCACGGGAAACUAUACCUACCAUGGCGUAGUGUUGCAGAAAGAUGUAAGUCAAGGCAUCUUGGCUACUGGACAUGAUUCGAUCAUCAAUGUGCCUGGUACGGAUAAGUGGUAUAUGGCCUAUCACCGUUUUGCUAUUCCGGGAGGUGAUGGCACUCAUAGAGAGGUGACGAUUGACGAAGUUACGUUCGAUCCAAAGACUGGGUUGAUGAAUACUGUUGUUCCUACGCUGAGUAGUGUAGAACCUUUUGCUGUUCCUGAAGAGUAG
This is a messenger RNA of Aureobasidium melanogenum CBS 110374, 2226 nucleotides long. Its product is annotated as Arabinanase/levansucrase/invertase. Gene Ontology annotation, molecular function: hydrolase activity, hydrolyzing O-glycosyl compounds. Bases 1 to 2226 code for a protein of 741 amino acids. The record is from RefSeq and is a predicted model, not a curated record. Gene Ontology annotation, biological process: carbohydrate metabolic process. NCBI's taxonomy places the organism in Eukaryota, Fungi, Ascomycota, Dothideomycetes, Dothideales, Saccotheciaceae. The transcript has a single exon.